UAGAUGCCAUUUGGUAAACGCGUCCAUUUUGGAAUCGCAAAGCUGUGAAUUUCACGAGUGAUCACAAGUUCAACUUGCAAAAUGUCAAAAUUUCUGUCUCAGAGAUGUAAGAAGCAAAAAUUCUAUGGAAAUCGGUUUAAAAAUAACCAAAGAGUUAACGUCGAAGAGCUAGAAGUCAUGGAAAGUACUUCAAGUGGAUCAGUAGAUGGUUUGUCGCACGAUGAAAAGAAAGCAAAGGAAUCUUCGGCUUCGUACUGAAAGCUUCAAUCAACUGCCCAAGAAGAGAAGCCUAAACCAAAGCUCGACGAAAGUCCAACAAAGAGAACCAGUCCAACUAUUACAGGGUUUAGGUUCUGUGAUAUGGAGGUGCUAUCGUCUGUUUUUUCUCAGCUAUGAUGUGGCAAAUGUGGCGAUUUCAGUCUUCUGUUUACAGAAGAUAAUUUGAAGCGGAAGGGACGUGCCUCGACUUUGCAUUUGCUCUGCGAGCAGUGUGGGUGGAAACACUCUUUUUGCACAUCAAAGAAGCAAGGAAAGAGCUUUGAAAUAAACCGGUGCCUUGUUUAUGGCAUGAGAACUCUUGGAAAGGGAUAUGCUGGUGCAAGGAAAUUCUGCACAGUUAUGAAUAUACCUCCACCUCCUACAGAGAAAGCGUUCCUCUCCAACUCAUGUGUAAUCGGCUGUCACAUCAAAGUUAUCGUAAAGGAAACUAUGAAGAAAGCAGGAGAAGAAGUUUUUUCUCUUAAGAAGCAAAACAACUCGUCUGGAGCUGAGCCUGUCAACUGUGGUGUUUCAUGUGAUGGCACAUGGCAAAAGAGAGGCUACUCGUCAUGCAGUGGUGUCAUGGUGACAUCCAUGGACACAGGAAAGGUCCUUGAUGUGGAAGCCCUUAGCCAAGGAUGUAAACAGUGUGAGUGCCAUGAACACCUGGAUAAAACCUCUCUGGAAUAUCAGACAUGGAAAGCUGACCACACUAAAUGCAAGGCAAAUUUCUAGGGAUCUGCACCUGCUA
Messenger RNA from Orbicella faveolata, 1009 nucleotides. RefSeq lists its product as uncharacterized. NCBI's taxonomy places the organism in Eukaryota, Metazoa, Cnidaria, Anthozoa, Scleractinia, Merulinidae. The record is from RefSeq and is a predicted model, not a curated record.